Messenger RNA from Gigantopelta aegis, 1006 nucleotides. Its product is annotated as putative deoxyribonuclease TATDN1. Bases 1 to 933 code for a protein of 310 amino acids. NCBI's taxonomy places the organism in Eukaryota, Metazoa, Mollusca, Gastropoda, Neomphalida, Peltospiridae. The record is from RefSeq and is a predicted model, not a curated record. Gene Ontology annotation, cellular component: cytosol. The transcript is spliced from 12 exons. Gene Ontology annotation, molecular function: 3'-5'-DNA exonuclease activity.
AUGAGUGGAUUGGUUGCAAGUGCACGGAGUUUGUUUCGAUUUAUUGAUAUAGGUGCAAAUCUUACAGAUUGUGUAUUUCGAGGCUAUUAUCACCAUUCAAAAAAACAUGAAGAUGACUUUCAAGAUAUUUUAAACCGAGCAUUUGAAAAUGGAAUGGAAAAGAUUAUCAUCACUGGAGGCUGUUUAAAAGAUGUAAAGGAAGCACUAGAUCUUGCAAAGACACAUGAUUCUCUGUACAGCACAGUUGGAUGCCAUCCGACAAGGUGCACAGAAUUUGAGGCUAGUGGUGACCCAGAGAAAUACUUGGCGGAACUAUCUGAGAUCAUAGAAACCAACAGAGAUAAAGUGGUGGCCUAUGGAGAGUGUGGCUUAGAUUUCGACAGACUGAAGUUUUGUCCAAAAGAAACCCAACUCAAGUAUUUCGAAAAGCAGUUUGACAUCAUAGAAUCGGCCAAAUUGCCAUUGUUUCUUCACUGUCGUAAUUCAAGUGAAGAAUUCAUGGAUAUAAUCAGAAGAAACCGAGAUUGUUUCCCAGGUGGUGUGGUUCAUUCUUUUAGUGGAACAAAAGAUGACGUGACAGCCAUUCUUGAUCAAGGUCUGUACAUUGGAAUAAAUGGCUGUUCUCUAAAGACCCAAGAAAACAUUGAUGCAAUGUGUUCUGUUCCAACAGAAAGACUUACGAUUGAAACAGAUGCUCCAUGGUGUGAAGUUCGUCCAACUCACGCUGGAUUCCAGUAUGUGAAAACUACAUUCCCCUCCAAGAAAAAAGAAAGGUGGGAAAAAGGAAUGUGUAUAAAAGGCAGAAAUGAACCUGCACAUAUAAUUCAGGUCUUGGAAGUGAUGGCUGGCGCUAGGAAUGAAAACAUUGAAGAUCUUGCAAACAAUAUUUUUGAAAAUACAGAAAGACUUUUCUUCAGUAAAAGUGAUAGAUAAUACCCAGAUAUGUUGAACACAUAGAUAUGUUGAAAACGAUAACUGUUACAUAAUUAAAUUAUAAUAAUAUUAA